Molecule: messenger RNA, 438 nt
Organism: Aspergillus terreus NIH2624
Lineage: Eukaryota; Fungi; Ascomycota; Eurotiomycetes; Eurotiales; Aspergillaceae
Gene: rps23
Product: 40S ribosomal protein uS12
Exons: 2
Coding region: 1-438 (145 amino acids)
Biological process (GO): translation
Cellular component (GO): ribosome; cytosolic small ribosomal subunit
Molecular function (GO): structural constituent of ribosome
Source: RefSeq, a predicted model, not a curated record
AUGGGUAAGGGACAGCCCCGUGGUCUGAACGCCGCGCGCAAGCUCGCGAACACUCGCCGUGAGAACCGGUGGGCCGAUCUGCACUACAAGAAGCGCCUUCUCGGAACCGCCUACAAGUCCUCUCCCUUCGGUGGUGCUUCUCACGCCAAGGGCAUCGUCCUCGAAAAGGUCGGUGUUGAGGCCAAGCAGCCCAACUCCGCCAUUCGCAAGUGCGUUAAGGUCCAGCUGAUCAAGAACGGCAAGAAGGUCGCCGCUUUCGUCCCCAACGACGGUUGCCUCAACUUCAUCGACGAGAACGACGAAGUCCUCCUCGCCGGUUUCGGUCGUAAGGGCAAGGCCAAGGGUGAUAUUCCCGGUGUCCGUUUCAAGGUCGUCAAGGUCUCUGGUGUCUCUCUCCUUGCUCUGUGGAAGGAGAAGAAGGAGAAGCCCCGCUCGUAA